This is a messenger RNA of Sphenostylis stenocarpa, 1299 nucleotides long. Lineage: Eukaryota; Viridiplantae; Streptophyta; Magnoliopsida; Fabales; Fabaceae. The record is from the annotation of a GenBank genome assembly.
AUGGGAGGCUGUUGCAGCCACGAUGUUUCGGUUCGAGGGAAGGUGGAAAGUGAGGUGGAUGAUAGAGAUUAUGAGUAUGAUCAUGAAAAUGAUAUUGCUUAUGAACAUGGUGGAGCAUUGGUGAGGUUAAGAGGAUCCUCUAAGUUUGUUUCAAUGUACACCCAACAGGGCCAGAAAGGUGUGAACCAAGAUGCAAUGACAGUUUGGGAGGACUUCACUGGAGAAAAGGAUGUGAUCUUUUGCGGUGUGUUUGAUGGUCAUGGUCCUCUCGGCCACAAGGUUUCACAAUUUAUUCGUGACAAUCUACCCUCAAAACUGUCUGCAGCGAUCGAAAUUUCGCAACAGAAGACAAUAAAAUAUUAUGAUGCCAAUGAAACAGAAACUGCCAGUUUUGAUGAUGGCUACGAUGACAGUAACCAUAACAUGUCCCUUGCAUCAUGGGAGGGAUGCUUUCUGAAAUCCUUUGAUGAGAUGGAUGAGUACCUUGCUCGGGAAAUUAACACUGACAGCUAUUGCAGUGGUUGCACCGCUGUGACUUUAAUUAAACAGGGUGACCAGCUGAUAGUUGGCAAUUUGGGUGAUUCUCGUGCAGUUCUUUGCACAAGGGACAGGGGCCAACUCAUUCCUGUUCAACUCACUGUUGACUUGAAACCAGAAAUUCCAAGCGAAACCUCAAGAAUAGUUAACUGUGAAGGAAGAGUGUUUGCAGCAGAAGAAGAACCAGAUGUGUACAGAAUAUGGAUGCCUGAUGAUGACUGCCCUGGUCUAGCCAUGUCAAGAGCCUUCGGGGACUUUUGCCUCAAACACUAUGGCCUCAUCUCAGUUCCUGAUGUAUUUUACAGAAAAAUUAUCCCACAAGAUCAAUUUGUGGUUUUGGCAACUGACGGGAUAUGGGAUGUGCUCACUAACCAAGAAGUAGUAAGCAUAGUUGCUUCAGCACCAAGGAGGUCCAUCGCAGCCAAGUUGUUAAUAAAGCGUGCUGUAAGAGCCUGGAGAUACAAGUAUCCUGGUUCCAGGGUUGAUGAUUGUGCUGCCAUUUGCUUGUUUCUGGAUGAACAACCUGUUCUAUCCCAUUCACAGUCCCAGAUGAGUAGAAAAAAUAGACCGCGUAGCAAGCACGUGCAUCGCUCUAGUAGAAAUGAAGACACGGAUACAGUGGAUGGCAAGGUUGGAAUGGAAAUAGAUGAAGAAUGGAAAGCUCUCGGAGGGUUUGCAAGAGCCAACUCUAUAUCAAAACUUCCACGCCUUGCUAGGGCUAUGAGUAAUCGCCAAUCGACCAAGUACUAUUCACCGCGUUGA